This is a messenger RNA of Mesocestoides corti, 1927 nucleotides long. The record is from the annotation of a GenBank genome assembly. NCBI's taxonomy places the organism in Eukaryota, Metazoa, Platyhelminthes, Cestoda, Cyclophyllidea, Mesocestoididae.
UCUUCCGUCCGACAUGGGACACUAUUUUUCGGAUAACCAGUUUCAUAUCCAUCCUGACGGUGCACCUACUUUACCCCUUAAUCCUAUGCGUAAAGGGUUUUGGAAGUACAUUUGCUCCUCCGCACAACAAAUUAACUUAAUUUACCUCGGCAUAUCUGUUUGUCUUGCUGCGAUAUCCUUCGCCCUGUUACUAACUAUUUUCUUUGGCCAACCACAGGUUACUCCUCGAGGCUUUUUCAUAUCGAACUCUGGAUUUUGUUCCGACUCCGGAAAACGAAUAAUGACUGACCGUGGUGGUAAUGCGGCAGAUGCUCUUAUUGCAAUUGUCCUCUGUCUUUCUGUUACCCGACCUGAUGCUGUUGGCCUCGGUGGUUGUGGCGCAUUCUUAGUCCAUGUCCGCGACGCUAACAAGAAUGAUCUAUUCGACGCAAUGUGUUCCUCACCUAGCGCCUUCGAUGUAACCAGCCAGAACGCGGCCUACAGUGUUGGUGUGCCUGGGUUACUAGCUGGGCUUAAGUCGGUGCACGAUGCAUAUGGUUACCUCUCGUGGUCUGACCUCUUUCAACCAGCCAUCGAUAGCGCUGAACAUGGUUUUAUGGUGCACCCAGACUUGAUGAGGAUUGUGCAAAAAGUCGUUAACUCGACCCCAACCAGCCACAUCGCUCACGACAUUGAGCAGAAUGUAAAGAACGGCCUUUAUCCUCCCCAACCUAGUCUUGCAGCUACGUUGCGCAAACUUGCCACCGAGGGCGUCCAGCCAUUUUACAAUGGAUCGAUCGGCCAAGGUAUUGUGGACGAAAUGCAGAAACUUGGCGUUACGUGGGUACUCGAAGGCGAUCUCAGUACCUAUCAAGUGCACAAACCCAAUCACACAGAGCUCGAUUCAGCCGGGUUCACUAUCCACGGCUUCACCUCGCCGUUCGUCGGUGGACUCCUAGCGGCCAAUGUCCUGUCGAAUUUGGACAUGCUAAACCACCUGAGACCCCUUAGGUCUCGCAAACUUGCUCUCGGUGAACCAAAGGAAGUCGCCCAGCUCUACCACAGGCUAAUUGAGUUGACCAAAUUGAGUCUUGUUCAUGUGUCUGGUCUCGGCGACCCCUACGAUCCUAACUCAGGAAAGAUCACAGUCAGUCGUGAGGACAAAUUCAUGAGCCUUGAAACGCGCAAGUCUUUGGUCUCCAUGGUCAGCGACGAUCGAGUUCUCAGCACCUCUGCACUCGGCUACGUGGAUCCGACAUCUCAAGAUGGCGAAACGUUCGUUUUGACUGUUGAAUCAGACAAUUUGAUUGCAUCAGCUUCUCUCAUAAUGGGGAGCCCGUUUGGCUCGGGCAUCAAAACCACCAACACAGGAAUUCUUCUCAACGCUGCGCAGCGCCUUUUUUCUUCAGCACCUCCCAGUUCCACAACAUCGCUGAAUGUCCCCGCACCCGGUCGACGACCCCUUGCUACAACCAGCCCGAUUUUUUUCGAAACGGCUCAACAGAAAUGCGGCCAUCGUUUUAUUGCUGCCAGUUCGAGUGGUCUGCAAGGCAUAGUUGGUAUCUCACAGGUUCUCACGUCGUCCUUCCUGUACUUAUCGAACGUAACCUGUUCCGGCGAUGAGCAACGCCCGCCCCUCCCUUCUGCUGAGGAAACAACCAAGACCUACACACCCGCCGUUGGAGCCUGUCUCCCUGUGAACGCCUCUCUGGCGCUCAAGCGCUUUACCCUGGACUUCCUGCCUGUCCAGAAUUCUACGCAGCAUGAGUUCGUUGUCCUCCUCGAGCCAGGUUUCCCCUCGGCUAUUAAGAAGGGAUUGGAGGAUCUCGGGCACAAGGUGGUUGCCACAACUAACCCCACUAGCGUUGUGGGCGCAGUUGGGUGGACCCUUUACACCACAAUUGGUGGUGUUGAACAAUCUUCUGUGAAUAGCUCAUCGUGGUUCUGA